Messenger RNA from Talaromyces stipitatus ATCC 10500, 972 nucleotides. RefSeq lists its product as uncharacterized. Bases 1 to 972 code for a protein of 323 amino acids. The transcript has 3 exons. The record is from RefSeq and is a predicted model, not a curated record. Gene Ontology annotation, molecular function: S-adenosylmethionine-dependent methyltransferase activity. NCBI's taxonomy places the organism in Eukaryota, Fungi, Ascomycota, Eurotiomycetes, Eurotiales, Trichocomaceae.
AUGGCCCGAGCAGCUUCACCUGAGAGCCACAAUAUCCCGACAAGUGAAAACACUUUGAAUUGUUCCUCUGAUCCGAGAGAUACCGGAUCAAAAAUGAGCUAUACAGCGUACCCUUUUGGCUUUUGUUUGUGUCUAUCACGUCUCAGUCGUAUCUUAGUCAUGGCCACCCUGGCAACACCAGCACCAGCAGCACUCCAGUCUGCCAUGGGGACAUCUGGCAAGAUUUUUGCGCAGGACGACAAAUUCUGGAAAAACUACUCAAGAGGUCGCCCAAAAGUCCCAGGCGCCUUCUGGGAUCGCGUCUUCGGCUACCACCAGAGCAAAGGCGGCCUUUUUGGCACCGUCCACGAUAUCGGCGCUGGUAACGGGCCUUAUGCCCAGAGACUACACUCUCGCUUCGCCCACGUCAUAGUAUCGGACAUUGUAGCUGAGAAUAUCACUCUUGCGAGCGACCGACUUAGGGACCGGGAAGGAUUCAGCUUCCGCAUCGCUGCGUUGGAGGAAGCCGACGACAUCACGGAUGGCAGUGUGGACAUGGUAUUUUCCGCAAACGUGAUGCACUUCGCAGAGCCCCAAGAAGAUGCCAUGGCAACUAUCGCAUGCCAGCUACGUCCCGGUGGCACAUUUGUGGCCUCGCUGUUUGGUCCGGCACGCUUUCGUGACGCGGAACUGCAGGAUCUUUGGGAGCGAAUCAGCCACCAGGGUGGCAGGGAGCUGCUCCAAGUGUCUGAUGAUCCGGACCAGAUCAUAAAGGUCAUGGUGCGGACACAGGGCCUGUAUAAUGUUGCACCACUUGAUCGGGCACUUUUUGGUGAUAACCUUCGGAUACAUAUUAACAUGGAGCAUGUGAGCACUUUAGCUCGUUCCCGUUUAUUUCACGGUUUCCUGACGCUUUCACGGACUCGUAUGAGGAGUUGGACGAGCUGCUCGCUGAUGGGAAGACUGUUGAAGGUUAUUUCCCCGUCACGAUAA